GAUACCAUCAACACUAACUGUCAAUCAUGUGGUAAUACUGUAUAUCCUAUAGAUGAGUUUUAUAGAGAGAACUGUAUGAAGUCAUGUGGUGUUUGUACAGCUACUCCCACGAAUGUUGCUCUUGGUCAACAAUUUGUACAGCAGAGUUCUACAAAAUAUGGGGGUAAUGCUUCUAGAGCUGUAGAUGGUGAUACUAAUAGUGAUUUUGUUAAUAGUGGUGGAUCAUGUACUCAUACAAUAGAAAGACAGUCUGGUUGGUGGUGUGUUGAUUUACAACAGUUGUAUUAUUUCAACCAAAUUAAAAUAUAUAACAGACAAGACACGAGGUGGUGGAGUAGGUUACAGGGAUUUGAGAUAAGGACAGGUUUUGGCGGCCAAUGUAAUCAAACAGGAUUUCAAUCCUCUACAUCAUGUUUUAAGGAUACAACAUCAACAAUACAGUCUGUUUAUACUGUAACAGGAUGUAAUCAAGGUUCAUCUACAUCAUUUUCUGGUAGAACUGCCUAUGUGUCAAGCCGUAACGACUCCUUAACAUUGUGUGAAGUUGAAAUAUUUUCAGAUCUAGCACAAUGUAAUACUGGUUACUACAGUACAUCAAGAUAUACAUGUCAACCAUGUAAUACCUGCCGUGGCGACAGCUGUGAUUCUACUACUGGUGUUUGUACUAGAGAUUGUAAAACAGGUUUUUAUGGUACAAAACGUCAACAGAACUGUGGUAAUGGUUGUUUAAACAAUCAAUGUUCUAAAUCUGAUGGUAAAUGUAAUGACUGUAAACCUGAUACAGUUGGUCCAUACUGUAACCUAACAUGUGGUAUAGAAUGUCAACCAAGCCCAGACCAGACCAGUGUUACUUGUGAUAGAAAUGGUUUAUGCACUAACUGUAUUAUUGGAAGAUAUGGUGAUAGAUGUGAUAUGAACUGUAGUGAAGUAUGUGCCUGUGGAUGUUAUAGGAAUGUUGGGAAAUGUACAUGUUGUAUUGCAGAUGGUUUAGGUCUAGGUGAAUGUACAACAAUAAGUCGUGUGGUAUAUGUUGCAAUUGGUGUUCUAUGUGGUAUACUUGGUUCGUUAACUGCCUUCCUGUCAUGUCAUCUCUACAAGAAACGGUGUGACGCAUGUGAGCACAAGGGAGUCACUGUUCCUGAUUAUAUUUACAGUAAUACAGAUUUGAACCCGCCUAGUUCUACAUCAGAUGAUGCAGUAACCACUGCAUAUCAAAAUAUUCCAACUAAUACACGUAAUGUAGAAUAUGAAAACCAGUCGUUUAAUACAGAAGACAAUACGAUAAAUAUGUACGAUACAUUAGAUCACACAUCAGACGAUACGCCAAAUACAUAUACAUCUAUCAAAUAGGUAUAAUACUGUAUAUUGUAUAUAGAAUAGAUGCAAUAAUGUAUACUGUACAUGUAUGAUAUAUUAGAUUAUACAUUAGAUAAUACAUGUAAAGAUAAUCAAACAUUCUAACAUAAUCAAAUAGAUGUAAUAAUUCAAUUGUAUAUGAGACAUAUGUAUGAUACAUUAAACCACACAUUAGAUAAUAAAUGGAAUGGGGUGUAACUUCCGGAUUUUAAAUUGCAUCCGGGGUAUUAAAGACGGGCAGAUGCAUCUAUAGAUUUCAACAAAAUCAAAUAGAAAUUUUAAUAAAACAUGAUAUAUUGAGUUAAAUUUAAUACUUUUAUAUAAUGUUCAUAUAAUAUGAAGAUAAAUUGUUUAACUUCCCAUGCAUUAAAAAUUCUCUUGAAGGCAUUUAUCAUAACAAUCCAUGCUUAUAUAUCUAAAGAUGAAUAUUUUGUAAACAUUAUUCUAUAUUAUGUUUAUAACGUUAUUAAUAAUCAAUAAUUGCAUAUGUAAAGUACCCACCAAAACUAUUCUAUAUUUAUUGAUGAAAGAACUAUUUCACUUAGAUUUUAUAUACGAAACACUUCAACAAUGAAUCAACACUGUAGAUUUUAUGUAAGAAAUAUUUAGUGUUAAAAUUUUAUAUACGAAAUACUUCAAUAAAAU
Molecule: messenger RNA, 2001 nt
Organism: Patella vulgata (common limpet)
Lineage: Eukaryota; Metazoa; Mollusca; Gastropoda; Patellidae
Product: scavenger receptor class F member 2-like
Exons: 6
Coding region: 76-1350 (424 amino acids)
Source: RefSeq, a predicted model, not a curated record